This is a messenger RNA of Lachancea fermentati, 774 nucleotides long. Lineage: Eukaryota; Fungi; Ascomycota; Saccharomycetes; Saccharomycetales; Saccharomycetaceae. The record is from the annotation of a GenBank genome assembly.
AUGUGGUGGUUAGAACGAGCUACGACGACGUGGGUAAUAUGCAUUUGGGCAACAGACGUGAUGGCUGCAGAGACUGCUGCGUUAACUAGAGACCAGCACCAGGUGUCGUUCGUGUGUCCGGCGUACAAGGCGUCGCACGUGCAGGGACAAGAGGCACAGUUUGCAAGUUGCGUGGAGCUGGCUCCUGUGGCAGCCAAUUCCACGGUUCAGGUCGUGUUUCAAGUGCAAGAGUUGAUACCUGAUGGGGUGGACGUGGCGCGGUUUGGGCCCACCAGCACGCAGAACCACAAACAGUCGCUGGAUCUCACGCUUACGGACCAACUCGGGAACUUGUUGAACGGCCAUCGGCACCUAGCGCUGGGCGAGAGCGCCGUGCAAAUACAAUCUGGGUCGCAGCCAGCUGCUUACUCUGUAUGCCUCCUGAAUUUGGUGUACGACGGGUCGUGGAAGUCCAUAGAUACAGAUCGAGUCGUCACGUUGACCAUGGACCAAGUCUCGGACACGCGCCAGUGGCCUUCAGUGUUGCUCACAGAGGCGGAUCGCGCAUUACUCGCGAAGACAGUUGAGCUCGUAUGUUAUCUGGCCAAAUCCAGCUUUGGGGCCGACUUACUAGACGUCGAGAGCCAGCGGCGAGACCUCAACGAAAGCACAUUCGUGUGGGUGACGUACGGACAAGUCAUGGUAGUGGUAUUAACACUCAUGGGCAAUUGUGCAGUGCUUAGUUAUGUAGCAGGCCGACUCCGAGUCCGCAGAAGUAGCUUGCGCUGGUCAUAA